This is a messenger RNA of Naumovozyma dairenensis CBS 421, 4335 nucleotides long. RefSeq names its product Pom152p (gene POM152). The coding region runs from base 1 to 4335 and encodes 1444 amino acids. The transcript has a single exon. The record is from RefSeq and is a predicted model, not a curated record. Gene Ontology annotation, cellular component: nuclear pore transmembrane ring. Gene Ontology annotation, molecular function: structural constituent of nuclear pore. NCBI's taxonomy places the organism in Eukaryota, Fungi, Ascomycota, Saccharomycetes, Saccharomycetales, Saccharomycetaceae. Gene Ontology annotation, biological process: nuclear pore organization; protein import into nucleus.
AUGGAAAAUAGAUAUAACAUCUUCAAUGAUACUCCUCGAGGAGAUCAUUGGAUGAAGACAUAUGCGUCUUCAUCACCGGCAUCUCCAAUUGACAUUAAAACACAGGAGAAAGAUGCUUUCUCUUCUUAUAACGCUCAAACCACUAAUAAUAAUGAACAUGAUUUUACCAUUCGUUCGCGACAUCCACGUUCAUCAUCACGAUCUUCGCCAGAUAUACACUAUACAGAUCACCACUCCUCACCUCUUAAUGGACAAAAUAACAAUAACAAGAACAGCAAGGGAAAUGGCAAUAACAACGCCAAUAUCCAACCACUGAUAUCCACAGAUAUAUUAGAAGUCUCUAAACAAAGAACCCUUAUCCUACUGUUAUUCUUAUUAAUUCAAGGUUAUAAAAUUUAUGAUUUAAUACUUUUAAAAAGUGGGUUACCUGUUCCUGGCAUUUUAUUCAAUUCAUCAUCAAAUUUUUAUUCUCGUUUCAAUUUCAUCUCAAAAUAUUUAAUCAUUGACUCUAUGUUCUUUUACCUUUUACCAACUUUUAAUAUACCAAAAUUAACAUUCACUAAAUGGAUUGUAAUCAUACAAAUUGCUAUAAUGUCAAUUACCACAAUUGUCUUGUCUCAAGAACAUAAUUUUAUAUUUAUUUCAAUGAUGAUUACAAGUUGGAAAAAAUUGUAUUCCAAAGAAUUAAGUGUCACAGGAUCAACAAUAAAUCAUAGAAAAUUAAUGAAAUCUUCAUCAUCCUCUCAUUUUAAAGGUGCGUUGACAAUCAAAAUAUUACCUGAAAAUACUGCAAUGUUAAACCCUUUGCAUGAUUCCUUCUGUUUACCAUUAGACUCCAACUUAAAUGGUUAUAUACCAAAUAAUAGUUUAAAUAUACCAAUUAGAAUCAAUUCCACACAAGAAAUUCAAUUCAUUCAAUUAGAAUAUAGAGAUUUAUACACAAAUGAAAUCCAAUUAAGAAAUUUAACAAAGGGUAAAAAUAAAAAUUCUUUCAAAAUUAUUAAUGAUCCAACUUUUUUGAUAUUGAAAGAUUCAAAAUUACAUGGUGACACUUCUAAAGAUUCCACAAUUCGAUACAUCAAUAUUCCAAUUAAUGAGAUUGGAUUUUAUCAAAUUAAAAAAAUCGUAGAUUCAAAAGGUUUAUCUUUGAAAAUUUUAAAAUCUCAUUUAAUUGUCCCUCAUUGUCCAAUUGCUUCUAUAUCAUCACCAACUAAUUCAUUAUCAAAGGAUAAAUGUAUAGGUGACGUGGAUUCCAUUGCAAUCGAUAUUCAAGGAGUACCGCCUUUAAAAUUAAUUUAUUCCAAGAUAAUUGAUGGUAAAGUCUAUCAAUUUGAAGAUGAUAAUUUACAACCGGAAUAUUUCCAAUCUCCAUUACAAUAUCCAACUUCUCAACAUACACAAUCCAAAGAGAACCCUAAUAAAAACAUUCAUGACAAGAUGUUUGACGUCGAUUCAUCCCAUUUAACAUUACAUUCCCAUUCUCAAAGACAAAGGAAAAGAUUUGUAUUCAAUGAUAAUGAAUUGUCAGACUUACAAUGGGCUCAUAAUCAACCAGUUCAUAUUAACUUAUCAUCAAUAAUUAAUGAAAAGGGACAUUAUUCUUAUAGAAUUGAUAAAUUAAUCGAUAGUCUCGGUAACAUCAUUGAUUUUUCCACUUUUUCAAAUGAAUUAUUAGAAAAAUUCGAUUCUAUCUAUCAAUUCAAUGCUCAUUCCAUACCAAAGGCAUCAUUAGAAGAACAUUAUGAUCCUUAUUCACCAACAAAGACUUCCAUCUUUAUUAAUUUCGAAGAUGACGAUACUUCAAAUAAGGAUAACAAUAACAAUAACAACAGUGUCUUAGAAUCCCCUUAUAAUGUCGUAUUAUCAUACACUGAUUCGAAUGGUAAUAAGAAAAAUUUGGAUAAUAUAACUUCUCAUCUAAUGAAAUAUAAAUUCGAUGCUCCAUACCCAGGUGCUUACACUCUAGAAUCAAUAAAUUCAAAUUUUUGCCCCGGUGUAAUCAUCGGUAAAUCUGAUGUCUUGGUCACUGAACCUAUCCCACCAACUUUAAAAGUCACGUCAAGAUCAAUAAUGGAUGAAUGUGUCGGUCAAACUGGAUUGAAUUUCGAUCUUUUAUUCACUGGUAUACCACCAUAUAAUUAUAACGCUAAAAUUUACAAGAUGAUUAAAGAUCCACGUACAAAUAAAAUCAUCACAAAAUUAUAUGAUACCAAGAGACUAGAUUCUAAGACUUCAAGAAAUAAAUUCACUUUCAUUCCAUCUCAAGAAGGUGAUUACCAAAUCAUUUUCGAUAAUUUAACAAAUGAUUUAUUUAGAGAUCCAAUCCAAUUAUUACCAGCUAACGAUUACACUUUCAAGACUUCCAUGAGAGUGAAACCAAGUGCAAGAAUUAAUUCCAAAAAAUUGACCUCUUCUUCUCGUAAUGAUGUCAUUAAAUUAUGUCUAGGUGGUCAUACUAAGAUACCAAUUGAUUUAAAGGGUGAACCUCCAUUUUAUUUGAAAUACGACAUUUUGGAAACAAUGUCCAAUAAGAGAACCACAUAUGAAGUGGAUGAUAUCAAUUCAACAAGUUAUUAUUUAGACACACCAAUAUUUAACACAGGAGGUGAUUAUAUCCUUUCAUUAGUUUCUAUCAAAGAUACUUCUGGUUGUUUAGUUGGAUUAAGUGAACCUGAUGCAAGAAUUAAAGUUAGAAGAGAUAUCCCAUUCGCGUCAUUUAAUCAAUUAGAAGAAGGGAAAAUUAUGAUUAGAGAGGGCGCUACCGUAGAUAUUGCAUUGAAAUUGAAUGGGGAUCCUCCAUUUAAAGUUAAAUAUGAAUAUCGUGAUUUGAAUCAUAAUUUACCUAAAGUUCAUGAAACUGUUUUCCAUUCAAAUUAUAAACCUGUUUUGAAAGUUUCCAAAGAAGGUUCUUAUAAGUUAUUGGAAAUGAAAGAUUCUACUUGUGAUGGAACCAUUGAAAAUGGUUCAAAUGAAUUUGUUAACGUUACAUUUUUAGACAAACCAACUUUUGAAAUAAAGGCACCAUCAAAGAAAGGUAUGAAAGUGUCUAAUGAAAUUACUAAGUUAACAGAGUUUAUUUUUAAGAAAAAUGACGUAUGCCAAAAUACGGAAACAACUGUUGGGUUACAAUUAUCAGGAUCUCCACCAUUUAUAUUGGGUUAUGAUAUAAUGUCUCCAAAUGGUCAAGUCACUAAUAACAAAAUUCAAGUCGCUACAAGAUAUGCAUCAAUUAAAUUACCAAAUACUGAACCAGGUGAAUAUAUUGCCACGAUUAAAGAGCUUUAUGAUUCCAAUUAUGGUGAAGCUGACUUGAAGAAAUUAAAUACAUUUAAAAAAUUAGAAAUCACGGUGAAACAAAUGGUUAACCCAAUUCCUGAAGUAGAAUUUAACGAUCCGGGGAAAACUUUUAAAGCUUGUUCUAUAAGUACAGAUCAAUCAUCUGAAUUGAAACCAAUUAAUUUGAAAUUAUUGAAUGGUAAAGGUCCGUACACAAUCACUUUCAACAUUAAUCAUGAAAGUACAAGUAGAUCAGAUGAAAUUGUUAUAGCCAAUAUCACGAACUCAUACUUCCCAUAUGAAAAGUUAUAUGAAGGUUUAAGACUUGGUAAUCACGAAGUUACCAUCGCUAAGAUUAUCGAUUCUAAUGGAUGUACAAAUGAAUUUGUUGAUACUAACAAUUUCAACAGUGGCUAUAUGAAUAAUAAUAAUAAUAAUAAUUUAGACAAUAAAAAGAUUUCCAUUUCAAUAACCGAUGUUCCAAAGAUUCAUCUCUUAGAUUCCUCAGUUGAUUAUUGUGUUGGUGAUUACGUUACAUAUCAAUUAAAUGGUAUUGCCCCAUUUACCAUUAAAUACGAAUUCAAUGAUAUACCAUUGAAAUCACAGGAAUAUACAUCUCAAUUCAUUAGAUUGGCAUCUGAAGCAGGUAUCAUUUCAAUCAAUUCCAUCCAAGAUUCCUCUUCACAAUGUAUCGUCAAUUUCAAUAACAAUGAGCAAAUGAUAGAUGAAUAUGAAAAGCUACGAUUAGAAAUUCACCCAAUUCCAUCGGUCACCGUCUCCCAAGGUGAUUAUGUCAUUGAAGAUAUUCAUGAAGGUGAUCAAGUAGAAGUUACAUUUUCAUUCGAAGGUACCCCUCCAUUUUCAUUAACUUACGUUAGAAGAGAGGAAAUUGAUGGUAAGAAUGAUAAAAAUAAACAACAAGUAGCAGAAACUCAUAAAGUAAGCGAUAUUAUGGAUUUUGAAUAUAAAAUAAUAACUAGUUUGCAAGGUACUUAUGAAGCUAUUGAAAUCUCAGAUGCUUACUGUUUUGUUAAAAACGAUGCAUUUUUCAAUACUUGA